AUGGAUUCUGAAAUCUUUACCGAUUAUGUGAAAAAACUCGAUGUUAAAUUUGAAACUGCGGGUCGAAAGAUUGUCUUGAUAAUUGACAAUUGCCCAGCUCAUCCAGAAGUCACUGGUCUUAAAGCAGUAGAAUUAGUUUUUCUACCACCAAAUACAACGUCUAAGACCCAGCCCAUGGAUCAAGGUGUAAUCCGAGCAUUGAAGGCAUAUUACCGGUCAAAUCUUGUGAAACGUCAAAUAAAGUUCAUUGACGGCGGUAAAGAGGUCCCUAAAAUUAACAUUCUUGAAGGUAUGCAAAUCUUGGUCAAAUCAUGGGACGCUGUUUCAAAAGACACCGUUAAAAACUGUUUUAAGAAGGCAGGCAUCUCAAAAGAAGCACAGAUCACGAGUCUCAAUGAUGCUGAUGACCCAUUUAAAUCUCUUUCUGACAGAAUAAGCGAGUUGAAAAAAAGAGAAGUUGACGGCGACAUCUUUAACGCAGAUGAUUUUGUGGAUAUUGAUUUUGAGGUAUGCACGAGUAAAUCAAUUGAAUUGACUGAUGAGGAAAUCGUGGAAAUCGUACUUAAUGAGGACAAAGAUCAAAACGCGCCGAAUCUCGAAGAUGACGAUGAUGAUGAAAUUGAGGCACAUGACAUCCCCCCGAAGAAGCCAAAGCAGUCAGAGUUGGAAGAGGCCUUAGAAUUGUUGAUGAUGGUCUUUGUUUGA
Messenger RNA from Hydractinia symbiolongicarpus, 705 nucleotides. Its product is annotated as tigger transposable element-derived protein 4-like. Lineage: Eukaryota; Metazoa; Cnidaria; Hydrozoa; Anthoathecata; Hydractiniidae. Gene Ontology annotation, molecular function: DNA binding. The transcript has a single exon. The record is from RefSeq and is a predicted model, not a curated record. Gene Ontology annotation, cellular component: nucleus. The coding region runs from base 1 to 705 and encodes 234 amino acids.